Molecule: messenger RNA, 1195 nt
Organism: Apis florea (little honeybee)
Lineage: Eukaryota; Metazoa; Arthropoda; Insecta; Hymenoptera; Apidae
Product: GATA zinc finger domain-containing protein 1
Biological process (GO): chromatin organization; regulation of DNA-templated transcription
Cellular component (GO): nucleus
Molecular function (GO): sequence-specific DNA binding; zinc ion binding
Source: RefSeq, a predicted model, not a curated record
AGCUUUAUUUUCUCAAUAGUUGCCAAAAUUCUCAUAUUACAAUAUUCUAUGUUUACAAGUACUGUACAAAAUUCCACUUUACACAAAGUAUUACACAUGAAAAAUGUGAAAUAUUCGUACAAAUAUUUCAAUAACUUUCAUUUUUGUCAUAUUUUCAUAGUCAAGUCUUUGUACUUUGUAUUCAAAUGUAGAUUAUUGAUAAUUGACGUAUAAAUUAAAAAGAACAUUUCAUGAUUGACUAUAGAUAUUAAAUAAUUAAUAACGUCAAAUUAGUUGAUAUUCGAUGCCUCUCGGCAGUAAACCUGAAUGUGUCAAGUGUGGGACUCGAGAGACCCCGCUUUGGCAUUCAACGGAAGCCGGUAACCUUUGCAAUGAUUGCCUAGAAGAAGAAAGAACUUCCGAAGCAAAUUCAAAUGUAAAAAAUGAAGAUGAAGAUAAAGGAGGUUCAUUAAAACCUACUAGAAGAAGUACGAGGAUUACGAGAUAUUGUAAUUCUAAAUCAAUUCCACAUAAAAUUAUACCGAAGGGUAAAGGAAGAAGAAAUUUAUUCAAAAAAACUCCAGUUAAAGCACCAACAGCUACAGCAACCCCUGUUACAAGUAAUUAUGUAUUUUAUAGAGGCACUUAUUUUCAAGUAGGUGAUAUAGUUUCAAUGCAAGAUAUUGAUGGAGGAAUUUAUUAUGCACAAAUUCGUGGUUUACUCACAGACCAAUAUUGUGAAAAAAGUGCUGCUGUUACUUGGCUUUUACCUACUAGUGCAAGUCCACCACCUGAUGAAGGAUUUAGUCCUGAAACAUAUAUUAUAGGACCAGAAGAAGAUCUCCCACGUAAAUUGGAAUGUAUGGAAUUUGUAAUGCAUGCUCCAUCAGAUUAUUACAAACUAAAAAAUACAUCAUAUCCACCACCACUUACAGAAAGGGGUACUGGAUAUAUAUGGACUACACUUAGAAAUGAAAUUGUUACAUCUAAAAAGUAAAAAUAAAUUUUUGUUUUUAAUUUAUUAUGGAAUCUUUUAUAUUAAUAUGUAUAUUAAUUAAUUGCUUAUAUUGAAUAUAAAAAAUUUGGUGUUGAAAUAUAAAACAAUAAUUAAUGUAAAUAUGUAUAAUUAAUAAUUUUUAAGAAAUGAAUGUUGUCAUGAAUUACUGUAAUAUUUAUUAUAUCAUUUUUGUUUCAUACAAUAUAAUUUUAUUAUUAA